This is a messenger RNA of Pyrus x bretschneideri (Chinese white pear), 1446 nucleotides long. Its product is annotated as 7-deoxyloganetic acid glucosyltransferase-like. The record is from RefSeq and is a predicted model, not a curated record. NCBI's taxonomy places the organism in Eukaryota, Viridiplantae, Streptophyta, Magnoliopsida, Rosales, Rosaceae. The transcript is spliced from 2 exons. Gene Ontology annotation, molecular function: UDP-glycosyltransferase activity. Bases 1 to 1446 code for a protein of 481 amino acids.
AUGGAGACGGAGCGAUCUGAAUCUGCAGCACACGUAUUAUUGUUGCCGUUCCCAGCACAAGGCCACAUCACUCCGAUGCUGAGCUUUGCGCAACUGCUAGGCCAUGCUGGCAUCCAUGUCACCUUCCUCAAUACAGAACACAACCACCGUCUCCUCACCCAACGCCAUGCCCUCUCCGCCCGCUUCCCAACCCUCCACUUCGAGUCUCUACCCGAUGGCCUCCCACCAGACUGCCCCCGCUCCAUUCCCCCCAUAAUCGACAUGGUCUCGUCGCUCAGGUCCGUAACCAAGCCACUUCUGCGUGAUCUGCUCAUAACCCUAACCAAAAAGGACGAAGAGUCGUACGGCUCCACCAGCACUCGCCGUCCUCCUUUGAGUUGCUUCAUAAUGGAUGAGAUCAUGUGUUUCGCAAUUGACGUGGCAGAGAAGGUCGGCGUUCCCGCCAUGGCUUUCACCAUCAUCAGCGGUUGUGGCUACUGGUCUUACUCCUGCAUUCCAAAUCUCAUCCAACAAGGCCACGUCCCCUUCACAGAUGAAGAUAUGGAUAAGCAGACUAGCGAUAUUCCGGGGAUGGAAGGCCUUUUACGGCGUCGAGACCUACCAGGCUUUUGCAGAUUUUCAAUUGACCACCCAGUUACUAAAAUUUUCAUGGAAGUGAUCAAAGCUAUUACUCGUGCUUCUGCUUUAAUAAUCAAUACCUUCGACGGCCUCGAAGCCUCAAUUCUCUCCCACAUAGCCACACUUUUCCCCCAAGUUUACGCAAUAGGUCCCGUCCACGCUCUUGUCAAAUCUCGCGUUGGCGAUGGCCUGUCAUCCUCUGCCUCUUUGCGCCAAGAGGACCGUCGUUGCAUGGCGUGGCUGGACUCCAAACAAGUGGGAUCUGUUAUAUAUGUUAGCUUUGGCAGCUUGGUGGAGCUGACACAUGACCAAUUGUUUGAAUUUUGGCACGGCUUGGUCAGUUGCGGGAAACAAUUUCUAUGGGUGGUGCGGUCAGAUAUGAUUUCGGGGGAGCAAGGAGAACACGUGAUUCCUACGGAACUGAAGAUGGGUACCAAAGAGAGGGGUCUUAUAGUGGAGUGGGCCCCCCAAGAAGAGGUCCUGGCUCACAAAGCUGUUGGAGGGUUUUUAACCCAAUGCGGGUGGAACUCGAUCCUUGAGGGCAUUUGGGCGGGAGUGCCGAUGCUUUGUUGGCCUCGGCUGGCGGAGCAGCUGGUGACUAGUAGAUGGAUUGGUGAGGUUUGGAGGAUUGGAAUUGAUAUGAAGGACACAUGUGAGAGAUCCAUGGUGGAGAAGAUGAUAAGGAGAUUGAUGGAAGAAGGUGAUGAAAGAGAGCAAAUUUUGAGGUCGGUGGAAAGAUUUUCUGAGUUAGCUAGGGGUGCUGUUACUGAAGGUGGGUCUUCAUACAACAACCUGGACAAACUUAUUCAAGACUUGAGAAACUUCUAA